Molecule: messenger RNA, 504 nt
Organism: Adineta ricciae
Lineage: Eukaryota; Metazoa; Rotifera; Eurotatoria; Adinetida; Adinetidae
Source: the annotation of a GenBank genome assembly
AUGACUGUUAGCAGCAAUGCGGUGAUUGAUGAACGUUUACAAAGUUUAAAAGCUGAAAAGGAAGCUAUUUUGGAUGUCUGUGGCAAACUAGCAUACUUUAUUCGAACAAAUUCGAUCAGUCCGGUGAAUGACGAUAUUUUAGAAUACAUUCAGCACUUUAUUCGAGAAGAAAAACAAAAACGAAACAAUGGAGCUCAGAACGAUGACAUCAUCAAUGGACUAGAAGGACUUGAGAAAGAAUAUCGACACGAGCUCGAUGCUAUUAAACAGAUGAUGCAAGAAAAUGCAACAAAAUCAACUAGUCUCCUUUCAAUAGGACAAGUGUUUGACCGUGUCCGGGAUCUCUAUCAUUUACCAUUAUAUGGCAAACAGAUUCGGACACAAAUCGAACAAAUGAAACGUAUGCAAGAAAAUGGUAGACGCAAUAGAGAACAGUCUGUUCAAUUAUCAAACAAAGCUCAGUCAUCACCAGUUAUGAUUGAGCUAAAGAAAGCAUUUGUCUGA